Molecule: messenger RNA, 1347 nt
Organism: Klebsormidium nitens
Lineage: Eukaryota; Viridiplantae; Streptophyta; Klebsormidiophyceae; Klebsormidiales; Klebsormidiaceae
Source: the annotation of a GenBank genome assembly
AUGGCGGGCGUCUUUCGAUUCUUGGAGGCCGCGUGCCUCACCGCGUUUGAUGUGGCGCAGGGCGCCGUUUCUGGAGGGCUGGACCCCCUCUGCAGCAGCUGGAGGAAGCUCACAUUUGAUGAGCUGCUGUUUGAGAUGGGGCGGGGGGUGCUGAUGGGGGCGCUGGAGGGUCUCCUCGGGGAGGAGGAGGGGGCUGUGGUUGUCGGUGGGGAGGAGGGAGUGGUGGUGUCUCUGGAGGGGGGAGAGGAGAGGGAUGAGGAGGAGGGGGUGGUAUUUGUUGGGGGAGAGGAGGGGGCAGUGUUUGUUGGGGGGGAGGAGGGAGAGGUGUUUGUUGGGGGGGAGGAGGGAGAGGUGUUUGUUCAGCGGGAGGAGGGGGUAGAGGAUUCCUUGGGAGAGGGAGAGGAGAGGGAGGAGGAGCUGGGACGGGCCCAGGAGGAGGGCCCGGAGGAGAGCGGCAGAGCACUUUUUGAGGAGGAUGCCGACCAGCAGGCGGCACCCUCGGCUCUCGCAGGGGUCGCUGACUCCCCAUCCGCUGCCCCCCUGGUUUCCUUCGGCCCCGAGCUCACACACGAUGAGAGCCAGGGGGACAGCGACAGGGCAGGGGAGGCGCCCUUCGAGGUGUCCACAGCGGAGGACGCGGCGAUCUUCAGCGGGGACGCGUUUGCGCCCGCUCAGAUCCCGUCAGGGUUCGGAGGGAUCUCCUCAGAUCCUGAUUUCGACUUUAGCCCCGCCUCCUCUGCUAGUCAGCUUAGGUCGCCGCGCUCCUCUCCCACAGUCGUUCCGCCCGUCCCCGUAGCUCAGGACCUCGUAGCGCAGGACUCAGUAGUGCAUGUUUGGACAGAGGUCAGCACGGUGCCCCUUGCUGAUGUGGAGUCCCGGUCAGCUGGGUUCAGAGCACACCGCAGCUCUAUGCUGAUGGCACUGGAGGAGAGCAGGAGCGUGGUGACUUUGGGGGGGCAGGAGAUUGGGUCAGAGUGGUUCAGGGGGCCCGGCACGGCGCUGCUGCGCGACUGGAUGCAGGGGGAGCCAAGCACAUCGGCCGCCACUACCCCCGCGGCAAUCUCUGCCGCCAGCGCCAGACAGGUUGCUUCCCCAGCAGCCGUCCAGGCCGCGGGGACGCUCAAGUACAUCGGCAACAUUACGCUGGUGCACUGCCUGGGGGAGGGGGGUCAAGGGGAGGUUUGGUCGGCCAUGUGCUUCGACGACGACGGCGAGUGCUUCAUGGCCGCCGCCAAGUUCGCCGGCCUCUCCCGGGGAGGGACACCACGAGGGAGCUGUUCGAGGAGCGCAUCUAGUCCCCCCCCCCCGGCAAAGGAAGAAGAACAAACAGAUGUGAAGAACAUCUAA